Odontomachus brunneus is the source of this 3449-nucleotide messenger RNA. RefSeq names its product S1 RNA-binding domain-containing protein 1. Bases 514 to 3132 code for a protein of 872 amino acids. The transcript has 3 exons. Gene Ontology annotation, molecular function: mRNA binding; structural constituent of ribosome. The record is from RefSeq and is a predicted model, not a curated record. Gene Ontology annotation, biological process: translation; nucleobase-containing compound metabolic process. Lineage: Eukaryota; Metazoa; Arthropoda; Insecta; Hymenoptera; Formicidae.
UUCUUCAGAGUUUAGUUCAGUGAAAAGAAUUCUUUUUGUAUCUAAAAAUGAACUCAGAAUUGGUUACAUAUGACUGAAUUCUUUUAGAAUUCUCUGUGCUAUCUAGAUAUGUAUAUUCAAAUAUAUGGUAAAACUGAAGGACUCCUCCUCACUGAUUUGAUUGAAACUUAAUAAUAUUAUCUAAUUAGAUACGUAGAAAAUGAAUAUGAAGGUUUGUUCAUAUAUCUAUACGUCGUUGAUAUGACAGAUUGUAUAAUCUCAAAACCUGUCCGCAGGUUUUUACCGCAUCAUAAUUUUAUUAUGAUUUACGAGCGACUUUUUUACUUUUAUAUUCCUUUUCUACACAUCUAAUUACAUAAUGUUGUUAAGUUUCAACCAAAUCGGUGAGGAGGAGGGGUCUUCAGUUUUACCCAAUUUUUUCACCUAAUAUUAUAUAAACUUAGUAAAAAUCAACUGACAGUAUAUUACAUCAACGUCAUGGUUUUGUAGUAAAUAAUAUAAAAGGAAUCUGCAAUGAAAAGGAGACGAAGCAAAUGUAGUCAAAUCAUCAUUGAAUUAUCAGAUUCGGAUGACGAAAAUCAUAAGACAUUUUCAAAAUCAGUAAAUAAAAGCUCUAUAAUGGAAAAAAGUAAAAUGAAAGAAAAAGUUAAAAAGAACGAUGUAAAGCUAAUGAAGAAGAUAGAAAAAACAAAUGCACGGAGUAAAAUUCAUAGAUGUUUUGAUGAAGAAGAUUUGGAAACAUUUAAUAAAAAGAAACGAAAGCUAGAAGUAAUGUCAUUUACAAAUUUCGAUAUGGAACUAUCGCAACAGAAACAGAAAAAAAACCCAAAUAUAAAUAUCAAUGAAAGAUUAAGUCCUAACUUUGGACGAUCUAUGGAAUGGACCGAUGUUGAUUAUAUAAGUGAGAUAAAUAACGUGGAUAGACACAUUACAGAAAAUGUAGUAAAACUUUUUAAGGAGGAUAAUACUAUACCUUUCAUUGCAAGGUACAGGAAAAAUAUGACCGGAUCUAUGGAACCAGACAAAUUGAGAGCGCUUAAGAAUAGUUUCGACGAAGUCAAGGUUAUUAAGCAUCGUGCCACAACAAUUAUCAAAGCCAUUGACAAAUUAGGAAAGUGGUCACCAGAAAUUCAUUCUAUUAUAACAUCUACAAAAUCUCUUAUUGAUCUUGAAUAUAUUUAUUCUUCAUUUAAAUCAACAGCAAAACGAUCUCUAGCAGAAAAAGCAAGAGAAUUAGGUCUGUUGAGUGUUAGUGAUGCUAUUUUACAAGGACAAAAGAUACCGUUGUUGGCAUCUUUAGUAGACAAACGAAAAGAAGGUUUACGAAAUGAGAAAGAAGUGGAAGAUGGUAUUGUACAUAUAAUAGCAGACGUUAUUAGUAAAAAUAAAGACAUUUUCGAGAAAAUAAUUACUUUACGAGAAACGUCUGCCAUAGAAAUACAAACAAAUCAAUAUAAAACAAAAGAAAUGUUGAAAGAUAAAUCAAAAAAUAUGAUGGACAAGCAGAAGUAUGAGAUGUAUUUCAAUUUUAAGAUGACUGAAAGAAACAUUAAGCCUCAUCAAAUAUUAGCUAUUAAUCGAGCUGAAUCUAAAAAAAUUCUUAGUGUGAAAAUCAUUAUUCCAGAUACUUUCGAACAAGCAUUUAAAAAAUAUUGUUUGUCGCGUUUCGCAUUUGCAGCGAAAACAACAGAAUUGCACAUGCAUUUACUGAGCAAAAGUGUCGACUACGCUUAUAAAAAUCUGUUUAAGCGAAUGGUGACACGUCGUAUAAAGGCUGAAAUGAAAAUUAGAGCAGAGACAGCAUCCAUAGAAGUUUUCGCGAAUAAUGUUAAGCAAUUGUUUCUAGUUUCUCCUAUCCGAGGUAAAAUUAUUCUUGGUAUAGAUCCAGGUUUCAGUCACGGAUGCAAACUCGCUGUUGUGUCGGAAUGCGGCGAUCUUCUCGAUACCAGUGUAAUAUAUCCUCAUACAAGGUCCAAGGCAUCUUAUAAACAUUCAAUUGAUGUAUUAGUAAAUCUAGUAAAUAAGUAUAAGUGCACAAUAUUAGCAUUAGGGAAUGCUACAGCGUGUAGGGAGACCGAAUUAUUUCUCAAAGAAAUAAUAAAAUCAAAGGCGUUCGGUUUCUUGGAUGUAACGUAUACCAUUGUCAACGAGGCUGGAUCUUCGAUCUACAGUUGUAGUCCUGAAGCAAAAUCUGAGUUUGCAAAUCUUGAUGUAAAUUUCAUAUCAGCUAUUUCUAUAGCAAGACGUCUGCAGGAUCCAUUAGCAGAAUUAGUCAAAAUAGAUCCGAAGCAUUUAGGAGUUGGAAUGUAUCAGCACGAUCUGCCGGAAAAACAAUUAAUGAAUGCGUUAAACGAAGUUAUCACUGAAGUGGUGAGUUUUGUUGGAGUGGAUAUUAAUACAGCUUCAAAAUGUCUUCUGCAAAGAGUGGCUGGUCUUACAAAUUCUAAAGCAGCGAAUAUCAUAGAGCGGAGAAUUAAACAUGGUGCAUUCAAAAAUAGAGCACAGUUGUUAAAUGUAAAAGGCAUUGGUAGUAAAACGUUUGAGCAGUGUGCAGGAUUUAUAAGAAUUUUGCCAGAAACGGUAUUAAUUAAUCAAAAAACAGUAACAGAAAAAAAAUCGAAGAAUUCGCAAGACAGUUUUAAUCUGUUAGAUCAAACGUGGAUUCAUCCAGAAUCGUACGCAGUAGCAAAUAAACUUCUGAAACAUUGCCAAUGCGAUUUGAAUGAUCUUGGUACUUCAACAUUUAUCGAGAGAAUAAAUUUAUACGCGAAAGAUAGAUACUCGGAAUUAGCUGUACAAUUUAAUACCAACAAAGCUACAAUAGAAAUUAUAGUUAAAGGUCUAACUGUGAAAAAGAAUGAAGAUAUACGAUCAAUAUUGAAUCAUCCAUUAUUCUGUGACAAUAUGCAAAGUAUCGAUGAUUUAAAUAUUGGUACUAUAUUAAAUGGUGUUGUCCGAAAUGUUACGCACUUUGGUGUAUUUGUAGAUGUGGGAGUCGGUACAAAUGGAUUGAUACACGUUAAGUAUUUAAAAAGUCAGAUUUUGUGUGUCGGACAACGUAUAACAGUAAAAGUAUUAUCCGUUCAACCAGAUUGUAACAGAAUAAGCCUUGAACUAAUAAAAAUAUUAUAGAAAAUAAAUAUAAUAAAUUAACCCCUCAGUUAACAAUGAUGUAUUAAUGACGCUUCCAAGACGUUGUUAAAAACAUUAUUAAUACAUCGCUGUAUUUACUGGAUUCUUUCUUAAUCAUUUUAUAUUAUGAUCGAAAUUGUUAAGCCUAGAUUGUUCAAUAUUAGUCAUUUCAACCUACACCUGUUACUUGGCAAUAAUAAACUAAAUACUGACAAUAAGUAUUGACAAUCUAGAGUUAAACUAAGUAAAAUUAAUGUCUGAUAUUAUAUUUUAUUGUUAAUUAAAAAACAAAAUAUAUUCAGUUGCAUUAUAAAUUA